Diutina rugosa is the source of this 2016-nucleotide messenger RNA. It is a transcript of the gene SUP35, whose product is annotated as translation termination factor GTPase eRF3. Gene Ontology annotation, cellular component: translation release factor complex. Lineage: Eukaryota; Fungi; Ascomycota; Pichiomycetes; Serinales; Debaryomycetaceae. The record is from RefSeq and is a predicted model, not a curated record. The transcript has a single exon. Bases 1 to 2016 code for a protein of 671 amino acids. Gene Ontology annotation, biological process: translational termination; nuclear-transcribed mRNA catabolic process, deadenylation-dependent decay; translation. Gene Ontology annotation, molecular function: GTPase activity; GTP binding; translation release factor activity.
AUGUCUGACCAAGAUAAAUUGUCCCAGGACUUCAACAAGGCGUCGUUGAACGACGAGUACGGCCAGGGGUACAACCCGCAGGCGCUGCUGUUUGUCCCCCAAGGUGGUUACCAGGGCUACGACGGCUACCAGCAAGGCGGCUACGGCGACUACAACCAGUACCAACAGGGCGGCUACCAGGGCGGCUACCAGCAAGGCGGCUACCAGCAAGGCGGCUACCAGGGCGGCUACCAGCAAGGCGGUUACCAAGGUGGCUACCAGGGUGGCUACAACCAAUACCAGCAGGGCGGCUACGGCGGCUACCAGGACUACUACGCCCAGCAGCAACAGCCCCAGGGGAUGUCGCUUGCCGAUUUCCAAAAGCAACAAGCCGACAGUGCCAAGAGCUUGAACAAGCCCGCGGCUCCCAAAAAGAAGUUGACGUUGUCGUCGCUGUCGGGGAUCAAAUUGGCCAAUGCUAAGAAGCCCGAGCCGAAGAAGGAAGAGGCUAAGGCUGAAGCUAAGGACGAAGCUAAGGCUGAAACCAAGGCUGAAACCAAGGCUGAACCCGUUAAGGCUGAACCUGAAGUGAAGGAAGAGGCGAAGAAGGAGCUGACUCCCGCGGCCACUCCUAAGGCGGCGGCUACUUCCGCUGCUGCCACGCCCAAGGAGCUGACCCCUGCUCCUGCGGCUAAGCCCAAGGCUGCUGAGCCUGAAGACGUCGUUGACGAGGAAAUUGUCAAGGAAAUGUUCGGCGGGAAGGACCACUUGUCGAUCAUGUUCAUGGGCCACGUCGACGCCGGGAAGUCGACGAUGGGGGGCAACAUUUUGAACUUGUGCGGCGCCGUCGACAAGAGAACGGUCGAGAAGUACGAGAAGGAGGCCAAGGACGCGGGGAGAACCGGGUGGUACUUGUCGUGGAUCAUGGACACCAACAAGGAAGAGAGAUCCGACGGUAAGACCAUCGAAGUGGGUAAGGCUUACUUUGAAACCGACAAGCGUCGUUACACCAUCCUCGACGCCCCGGGGCACAAGAUGUACGUGUCGGAGAUGAUUGGCGGUGCGUCGCAAGCCGACGUCGGGAUCUUGGUGAUCUCGGCGAGAAAGGGGGAAUACGAAACUGGGUUCGAAAAGGGCGGUCAAACCAGAGAACACGCGCUUUUGGCCAAGACCCAGGGGAUCAACAAGAUCGUGGUGGUGGUCAACAAGAUGGACGAUCCCACCGUCAACUGGUCCCAGGACCGGUACAACGAGUGCACCACCAAGUUGGUGCAGUACCUCAAGGGGAUCGGCUACCGUGCCGAAGACAUUGUGUGCAUGCCGGUGUCCGGGUACACUGGUGCCGGGCUUAAGGACAGAGUCGGCAGCGCCUGCCCUUGGUACACCGGGCCCCUGUUGCUCGAGUUCUUGGACAACAUGCCCACCGAACACAGACAGAUCAACGCCCCGUUCAUGAUGCCGAUCUCGGGGAAGAUGAAGGACAUGGGGACCGUCGUCGAAGGUAAGAUCGAGCUGGGCCACAUCAAGAAGAACCAGACGCUCGUGAUGAUGCCCAACAAGACGUCGGUGGAAGUGAUCACCAUCUACAACGAAACCGAACAAGAAGCGGACUCGGCCUACUGCGGCGAACAGGUGAGACUCAAAUUGAAGGGGGUCGAGGAAGAAGACUUGUCCCCCGGGUACGUGUUGACGUCGCCCAAGAACCCGGUGAAGACCGUCACCCGUUUCGAAGCGCAAGUGGCCAUUGUCGAGCUUAAAUCGAUUAUCUCCAACGGGUUCUCGUGUGUGAUGCAUUUGCACACUGCCAUCGAGGAAGUGAAGUUGGUUGAAUUGAAGCACAAGCUUGAGAAGGGCACCAACCGAAAGCUGAAGAAGGCGCCGGCGUUCGCCAAGAAGGGGAUGCGGGUGAUCGCGGUGUUGGAAACGACUCAGGCAGUGUGUGCCGAGACCUACAAGGAGUACCCGCAAUUGGGGAGAUUCACCUUGAGAGACCAGGGCCAGACCAUCGCCAUCGGCAAGAUCACCAAGCUCUUGUAA